Molecule: messenger RNA, 1689 nt
Organism: Lethenteron reissneri (Far Eastern brook lamprey)
Lineage: Eukaryota; Metazoa; Chordata; Hyperoartia; Petromyzontiformes; Petromyzontidae
Product: beta-1,4-galactosyltransferase galt-1-like
Cellular component (GO): cytoplasm
Molecular function (GO): glycosyltransferase activity
Source: RefSeq, a predicted model, not a curated record
GUGCUAAUCAGACAUGAGUUGAUGACGAUGAUGAUGAUAACGAUGGUUAAUUAUUUGGGCAACAUUUAUUUACAUGUCAUUUUUCCCCCUUCCCAUUUAGAUAACAAGCGCGCAGGUCCACACCUGGUACAGCUGUGUCCUAUCAGCUACAAAGCGGAAAGAUAUUAAACAAUGUUUUCGCUCGGUUUGCUCAAAAAGACAGUCGUCGCACUCACAUUGCUGGUCAUGUUACUUUAUGUUCUGGACAUCCUCCGUCAAGUACAUAACAACUCGAAGCUCGUCAUAACGUCGAUGAACGAUGUCCUACAACAGUUGAGCACAGGAAUCGAUGCUGGUCCUGACCCAGUUUUCCACAAAGUGGGGCAGACCCAGGCGCUUGCCUUCUCCGCGUAUCUGGACGUCCGCGACGAGGGACGUCCAUUCGUCCGGGUCUUUGUCCUGGCCCCGAGAGAUAUAAACUACAACCACUUCACCUGCCAACUUUUCUACCGGGACCCACCCACUGUAAUGAACGUUUCUGCCAAGGAAGAUCGCAUCAGCAGCCACUUUGGCUUCAGGUACGGCGUCUACAAUUUCCUUUGCAACGUCCCUGAUCGCACGCCUUACCCGAGCCACGUGAGCCUCACGGACAAGGCCUCGGACUCGGCGGAACCUUUUCUCUCAUCGAUCCCCGUGGUGGCGCCCGGCGAUUCGGUGGCAAGGUACGACUUUGCCGUGUGCCUUCCGACCCUAUUCGGGGCGUUCAACAACUCCCUCAUCCUCGUGCAGAACCUGGAGAUGUACCGCAUCCUAGGAGCAGGCAUCGUAACUGUCUACAACACCAGCGUGAGCCCAAUCGUGAACCGAAUACUCACGCAUUACAGCCGUGUCGGUUUUCUCGAGGUCGUGCAGUGGCCCAUUGAGAAUUACCUCAAUCCAUCCAAAGGCUGGAGGCCCGACAUUCACCCAGGCGAGCUUCACUACUACGGGCAGAUAGCCACGAUGAACGACUGCUUAUAUAGGAACAUGUACAGGGCCAAAUACAUCUCCUUCGCCGACGCUGAUGAAGUCAUCCUGCCGAGGCAGUGGUCAAACUGGGCAGAUAUGAUGAGAGCGAUAGAUGUCCACCAGUCCACCUCAGCUUUCUACUUCACCCUCCACACGUUUCCGAUAACGAACGAGGCCACGUGGACAUCGCCCCUGGGUGGGCAGGCCAGCGGGACGGACAUCCUGAAUCAAACCGCAAAGCAGAUUCCACCCGCCGACACAAAGGACGCCACCACGAAGAUACUGGGGUGUCCCAAGGGGCUGGUCUACGUCUCGGUCAACACCGUCCUCGUGAGUCGCCCGGGCUACAGAGUUCACACUGUCCCAGAUGCGGAGGGCACUCUGCAGCAUUACAAGAGGUGGAAGAAGGAGUGGCAGCUGCCGGACAGUUCUGUUUUGAUGCGUGACUUUCACGUGCAGAAUAUCUUUGGCAGCUUGCUCUCAAGAGCCUGGAUGAAUUGCGUGAAUCCUCAGCCAGAGCUGCUCCGCAAGGAUGGAGGCCGCGUGGAGAAGCUCCAAGAGGUGGCCGUGUGCAGCCUGGAGAAACUUCCCUGUCGGCGUGGAGCAGUCACGCGGCCAGUCGGUGCUCUGCUCUGCCGACAACGCUUCACCUCCCUCCUCCGGAGCUGUUUGCGGGAUGAGAUCUUCGUCAUCAUCGUCUGA